UGUUCCAAAACAUUCACUGAGUGGGCGGAGUUCUGGAGAGAUUGACAGUUUUGAUCUACGAGAGUUUUAUAAAUAGCGGUUGGACCUGUAUAAAUAUAUAUCAGUAUGUAGUUAGAAAUACUAAAUCUGUAUUAGUCAAAUCAGAAAAAAACUAUGGAGAGAUUUUACACGUGCAGUUGUUUUUUCAGUGAUAAUAUUUUUCUUGAAGAAUACAAGCUUCAUGUGCGUUUCGUCUCUGAGAACCAGUUCAGGAAGGACUAUCAAAAUAUCCUCAGAUCCCUGGGUUGUGUGUCUGAAUCUCAGUUCAGAGACGUGCUUGGAAAGAUUCAUGCAGAAAUCGAGAGACGCCAGCAUUAUAUAUUGAAAUCGGCAGAGAGAGCAGCUACCAUCAAGGAGAUUUAUACACCUCUACAUCAACAUGUUUAUUAUUUGCAGGAGUCAUUCCUGGCCCCAGAGUUUUUACAGUUGGUAAAAUACUGUACUUCUACUGAUGCAACCAUGGAAGGACUGAUGAAUCUCAUCCAGACAGAGGCAGCACCAAGGGUCUUCCGAUUCCCGGUGUUUCGAAAGGAAUUCUGCAAGGACUUUAUAGAAGAGCUGGAGCAUUUUGAACAGUCGGACGCACCAAAGGGCCGACCGAACACCAUGAACAAUUAUGGAAUUCUCCUCAAUGAACUGGGCUUUGAUGAGACUUUCAUCACCCCACUGAGGGAGGUCUAUCUGCAUCCACUCACGGCUCUGCUCUACAGUGACUAUGGAGGAAGCUGUCUGGACAGUCACAAGGCUUUCGUCGUCAAGUAUGCUAUGCGUGAAGACUUGGACCUUAGCUAUCAUUAUGACAACGCUGAAGUCACGCUCAAUGUGUCAUUGGGGAAAGAUUUCACAGAAGGAAACCUGUUCUUUGGAGACAUGAGACAGGUGCCUCUGAGUGAGACGGAGUGUGUGGAGGUGGAGCAUCACGUUACUGAAGGUCUGCUUCACAGAGGCCAGCACAUGCACGGAGCUCUACCCAUCUCCUCAGGCACACGCUGGAACCUGAUCAUAUGGAUGCGAGCUUCACGUGAGAGGAACAAACUCUGCCCUAUGUGUGGUAAGAGACCCACACUAGUGGAGAGUGGCGGAUUCAGUGAUGGCUUCACCAUGGACCCUGACGACACUAGUAGUACAUUCUCAUGUUCUUUAACAUGAUGUUGUUCAAUGCAUAUGGGUGCUGUUCUAAAGAUUUCCAUCAAAUUUAUUGUACAGCAAUCAGGGUAAAAUGAUUUUGGUGCCUUCUUCAAAAUCAGUACUAAAGGGGUAUAAGGGUUUUUGUUUAUGGGUAAUUUUGACUGUAAAUGACCUGAUGAUUGUAAAUGUAGUGGUUUUAAACCUGCUAUUGAUGUCCGUCAAUUUCUUAUCUUAGGAUGAACUGUUAAUAUAUACAAGGAAUUUGAGAUGUACAAUAAAAUAAAUAGACAAACAAAC
Molecule: messenger RNA, 1464 nt
Organism: Carassius auratus (goldfish)
Lineage: Eukaryota; Metazoa; Chordata; Actinopteri; Cypriniformes; Cyprinidae
Gene: ogfod2
Product: 2-oxoglutarate and iron-dependent oxygenase domain containing 2
Exons: 7
Coding region: 154-1188 (344 amino acids)
Molecular function (GO): oxidoreductase activity, acting on paired donors, with incorporation or reduction of molecular oxygen; iron ion binding; L-ascorbic acid binding
Source: RefSeq, a predicted model, not a curated record